CCUGAAGAGGACCAGAAGCUGAUUUAUUCUGGGAAGCUGCUGCUUGAUCAUCAUUAUCUGAGAGAGUUGUUGCCAAAGCAUGGGGAGUUGCAUGCUCUUCACUUGGUGUACAGCGUCAAGACACCUGCAAAUGUGCAAGAAACCAGAUCAGAGGUUAAAGCUGAUCAGCCCAAGUUAUCAUCAGAAGCUAGUCAGGAACAGUCUGUACCUUCCUCAAAUGAUGCAACACAGAGAUGCUCUCCUGUUGGCCAAUCUUCAGCAGAAGCCAGUAACAGGCUGGAAACAACUUGGCAUCCCUUCCAGAGUGUGGCUCCUGGUUUCUCUGCUUACAUGACCUACAGCAUGCUCCAGAUGGCCUGGCUCCAGCAGAUUUAUGCAAGACAGUAUUACAUGCAAUACUUGGCUUCUACUGCUGCAUCUGCUGACCCAUCCCAUGCAUGGCAUUCCCAGGAGAUACCAGUGGCACCAGUGACACCUCCAGCUCCUCUCCCAGACCCAUUUCCUGCACAAAACCAGCCUGGAAACCAGAAUGCUGCUGCCCAGGUUAAUGCAGUGGCCAACCAGAACCUGCGGAUGAACGUCCAAGGGGGUCCCCUCAUGGAGGAAGAGGAGGAGGGUGGGAAUCGAGACUGGUUGGACUGGCUCUACUCAGCAACACUGUUAUAUGUUUUUGUCAACAUGGUCUAUUUCUACUCCAGUAUGAGCAGACUCCUCCUGGUCCUGGGUGGCACUGUUCUCAUGUACCUGCACCACGUUGGAUGGUUCCCAUUUAGACGAAGACCAGUUCAGCCUGUUCCAGGCAAUGUUCCCCCUCAAGCUGCUCCAAACCAGGACCAGAACAAUAACUUACAGGGGGGAAAUGCAGGCAGAGCAGAUGGAUCUGAGGUGCCUCCUGAUGACGGACAAGCUUUACAAGAACUGCAGCAAGCUAACCCUUCACUUAUGAGCACAGUGUGGUUGUUCUUCAAGACUUUCUUUGCAUCCCUCCUCCCAGAAGGGCCUGGAGUGAUUCGCAACUGAUUUGUCACCAGCUGCUUGUCUGAAAUUGCAAUGGGCUUUAGUCUAUAUGAGAGAAUUGGAUACCAACUCCAAACUGGGCGUGGACAUGGAUGGCACUUCCUCUGGCUUUCACUGACCAAGCAAACAAAGCUGCAGGGUGCCUUGCAUCACUGCAGCCUAGAGAUUAAGAUGCUUGUCCUCAUUCCAAAGAACUUUGUUCUGUAGUAUUAUUAGGUACCUAUGUAGAGGCUUGGCAGUAUGAACUUGUGCACUAAAUGCACAGGCUCUGAGCAGGUGUGCAAAAAUGUUAGAGAAGCAAAUUGCUUCUUCUGUGCAAUGUGAUUCCUGUUGGAAUGUUUCAAAUGUUGUUUUAAUUACACUGAGUGUAGGAUCUCAAGAAAAAAAUUGCUAGAUAUGCAUUAACAGAUUUUUAGGGAAGAUCUGUUGUUUAAAUUGCUUCAGCCAUGUUUUAAAUUUUAUUUGUAAAUACUUCCCUACGAAGGAUGCAUUGUCUAAUUUCCUUGUUGGACGAUGU
Acanthisitta chloris (rifleman) is the source of this 1534-nucleotide messenger RNA. RefSeq names its product homocysteine-inducible, endoplasmic reticulum stress-inducible, ubiquitin-like domain member 1 (gene HERPUD1). Gene Ontology annotation, cellular component: endoplasmic reticulum membrane. Gene Ontology annotation, molecular function: transmembrane transporter binding. The record is from RefSeq and is a predicted model, not a curated record. The annotation marks the transcript as partial. Gene Ontology annotation, biological process: negative regulation of endoplasmic reticulum stress-induced intrinsic apoptotic signaling pathway; ubiquitin-dependent protein catabolic process; endoplasmic reticulum unfolded protein response. Lineage: Eukaryota; Metazoa; Chordata; Aves; Passeriformes; Acanthisittidae. The transcript is spliced from 7 exons.